Molecule: messenger RNA, 1377 nt
Organism: Phyllotreta striolata
Lineage: Eukaryota; Metazoa; Arthropoda; Insecta; Coleoptera; Chrysomelidae
Source: the annotation of a GenBank genome assembly
AUGUCGACGGGAAAACGUUUGGCGAAGCGAUCCAUAAUCGGGACGCGCGUCUGUGCGCCGGGAGAGGACGGCAAGUACUAUUCGGGCGUCAUACAGGCCGUCAAGACCCCGGCGAAUUUCACCGAAAAUAACAAUUGCAUCAAUUUGACGCCGAAUACGCGCUACACGGUGCGCUUCGACUCCCGCCAAGGGAACUUGGGCCGGACGAGCGCCGAAUUCCACGAGACCGAGCUCAUAGGUCCCGGAUUCCAAUCGGUUCUCGGACUGGAACUCGUUCCCGGUCAGAAAUGCUUCGUUACACACAACGGCAGAGAAGUUUGCGGGGAAGUUUGCAAGCAUCACGCCGAAACCGACGAGGUCAUCAUCAGAAUUCAUCCUACUGGUAUUGAGGUACGUUCAUUUGAUAACUACGAUUUUCAAAUAUCGGCUCCUUUCGAAGUGCAAAAACGUUUGGAGGAAGUAAGGCUCCUGGAAUCGAGGAAAUCUGCCAGAUUAGCCGAUCAGGACACGGAUUUUGCUCGCCUGGCCGACAUGGCAGGAGACAGGAAAAGAACUGCCUCGCACACCAUUGACGUCCCAGCUCCGUCAUACCAUCACGGAUCUCGUAAAAGAAGACCGAGCGGAAGCCACGACGACUGCUCGAAGGACAGUCAAAUGGACGAAUGCAGCGCUGCCUUGGUCCUCAUGAGCCUUUCCUGCUCGCCGCAUUCGCCUAAUCUAUCAGCGUUUUCGUAUGCAAGUACAUCGCCGGGAAGCAGCAGCAGCAGUUCGGCGUCGUACAGAUCGACCCCGUCGCCUCCACCCAUCGUCUACUCGCCCCAAACCACCCCUUUGUCGUCGAGUUCCGUUUCCGACGAAGGCAUCGUCAUGGAUUACUAUCCCGACGAGUUGCCGCGAAAGAAGAAGAAUUUGACUCGUAUCGUGUUCCAAUGUACUUGGCCGAGUUGCUUAAAAAUGACCAACACCUGCGAAGCAAUAGAAGCGCACGUUCGAAACGAGCACUUAAAAGACCAAGUGUGCGAAGACGCCGAGGAAGAAUUCUACUACACCGAGGUAGAGCUAGGCCUGACCAGUCCGCCGCCGACCCUUUCGCACCGCGACAUGGCGAGACCCUUCCACGAGGACCCCGAUUACCAAAGACUGCUGGUCGGCAACAUGCGACAGACCAUGCUCCAGCAGCAACAGCACCCCAUUCCGCAAUCGCCCCACAAGCUCCUGAAGCUGUCGCCCCGUCCGCACAGCCCGAAGAUGCCGGUGUCGCCGCGACGGAUCCGCGGCGAGAACAAGAAAUGCCGGAAGGUGUACGGCAUGGAGCACCGGGAACAGUGGUGCACGCAGUGCAAGUGGAAAAAGGCCUGUUCGAGGUUCGGCGACUGA